Messenger RNA from Candidozyma haemuli, 1668 nucleotides. RefSeq lists its product as uncharacterized. The transcript has a single exon. Bases 1 to 1668 code for a protein of 555 amino acids. Gene Ontology annotation, molecular function: amino acid transmembrane transporter activity. NCBI's taxonomy places the organism in Eukaryota, Fungi, Ascomycota, Pichiomycetes, Serinales, Metschnikowiaceae. Gene Ontology annotation, biological process: amino acid transmembrane transport. Gene Ontology annotation, cellular component: membrane. The record is from RefSeq and is a predicted model, not a curated record.
AUGAGCGAGCCUAAACCUUCUGAACAAGUAGAGCCCUCGUCUUCGGCUGCUUCCAGCUUCCCCAAGAAGAACAAAGUCGACGUAAAUGUCCACGACUUGGAGUCUUACACUGAAGAACUAGAAGAAAUCGAUGACUACAUCUUUGGCGCCGAUAAGAACCUCUCCAGAGGUCUCAAGCAGCGUCACAUUCAGAUGUUGACCUUGGUGGGUGUUUUUGGAACUGGUCUUUUCUUGUCGAGUCGAAGAACGUUGCAUUUGACCGGGAAUGUGGGUAUGAUUCUUUCUUACUUGUUUAUUGGUGUUCUUGUUGGUUUGAACCAGCUUGCCAUGAUCGAGAUAUCUUGUCUUAUGCCUGUGACUGGGUCUUACAUCAGACACGGUGAACACUUCGUUGACGGAGCGUUUUCGUUUGCUCUUGGCUGGGUGGGCAUCUACCUGUCCAUCAUUCCAAGUGAGUUCUCUGCUACAGCACUUAUUAUGAGAUACUGGAGUGACUUGAACCCUGCGGUGUGGGUUACGGUGUUUUUGGCGAUUAUCAUUGUUUGCAACUGUUGGAAGGUUCGUUUUUACGGAGAAAUUGAGUUCUUUUUUGGAAUCCUCAAGAUCCUUUUGAUCCUUGGACUUAUCAUUUUCUCUCUUGUCAUGGAUCUAGGUGGAGUAAAGGGAGUUGACCGUAUUGGGUUCCGUUACUGGAAAGAAACGCCUUUCAGGGAGUAUUAUACUGACGGAGGCGUGGGCAGGUUCCUUUCCUGGUGGAAAGCUUCUGGAUCUGUGGUUUAUGCUUAUGGUGGUGUUGCUGGUAUCUCAUACUAUGCUGGUGAAACACAGAACCCAAGACACUCUAUCUAUACAGCAGGAAAGAGAAUUUUUUUUAGGGUGUUUGGCUUCUACAUGCUUACAGUGUUUGGUCUUACCCUUAUCUUGUCUGCUGAAAACCCUCAGAUUGCUAACAGUACUGGAGACUCCACUGGCUCGCCUUUUGUGAUUGCCAUUAAAGAUGCUGGUAUUAAAGGCCUUCCAAGUAUCAUCAACGUGAUUGUGUUGACUUCAGCCUUUUCUGCGUCCAACUUGGGUGUCAUGUUAUCUUCCAGAAACCUCUUUGCAUUGGCUGCAAAAGGACAAGCACCACAGUUCUUCCUUAAAACCAACAGGUUCGGUUUACCUUACGUGGCUGUCAUUGUAUCCAUUGGAUUCAUGCCUUUGGCGUAUAUGAACGCUAGUUCAGGUGCUGCCACAGUGUUUGGCUGGUUCCAGAGCAUCACAAGUGCUAACCUUCUUGUUACAUGGAUAGCCAUUUCAAUCAACCACAUUUCUCUCCAGAAAGCGUUGAAAGCUCAGGGUUACUCCAGAGAAGACUUGCCUUAUAAGAUGCCAUUUGCCCAUAUUGGUGCUUAUAUUUCGUUAUUUGGGUUCCUGCUUCUUCUCUUAACUGGAGGGUACCAUAACUUCUUGAAAGGCAACUUCGAUGUAUCUUCGUUCAUCAGUUCGUACUUUGUGAUCCCACUCUACGCCUUUUUGUUCUUCCUCUGGAAGUUCUGGAAAAAAACCAAGAUCAGAAAGUCCUCUGAGGUGGAUUUGGUUUCCUUGUUCAGACAUGUCAAGGAGAACCCAGAAACUAUUCCAGGAAGGCACCAUGGCUGGAGAAUGGUCAAGUACCUAUGGGAGUAG